This is a messenger RNA of Coregonus clupeaformis (lake whitefish), 1523 nucleotides long. RefSeq names its product NEDD4-binding protein 2-like. Lineage: Eukaryota; Metazoa; Chordata; Actinopteri; Salmoniformes; Salmonidae. Gene Ontology annotation, molecular function: ubiquitin binding. The coding region runs from base 26 to 1393 and encodes 455 amino acids. The transcript is spliced from 5 exons. The record is from RefSeq and is a predicted model, not a curated record.
GGACAAGGACGGGAUAGUGAGGAAGAUGAAGGAGAUGUUUUCACACCUGGACCCCGAAGUUCUUUACAUUGUGCUGGCCGAGUGUGACUUCAAAGUUGAGAAUGCGAUGGAUUCUCUUCUGGAGCUGUCUGUAGCAGCUGAGGGCAUCAGCCCCCUUCCUCCCCUCCUCUCUGGGUUCGAGCUUGCCGCAGCUCUCCUCAGCCCCCAACACAACCCCUCCAAACCAGACCCUCACCCCCCUACAGGGGCGACCGCUGUCCCCCUCUCCCCUCCCCGCCCGCCCCCUCCUCUCCGGAGCGAAGAUGACCGGGACCUGACCACUGACUUGACCGAAGAGUUUGAUGUUCUGAUCGACCGUGAGCUGGAGAAUCUAACCAUACAGCAGGAGGCCGGAGAGAGGGACCACGGUGGUCUUCACUCCUCCUCCUCUCCUCCCUCCGUCCCCCUCCCUUCCCUGUCCUCCCUCCUUCAGCCCCCGCUGCUCCAGGCCAGCCCAAGAGCCUCAGCCUCCAGGAGGGGGCCCCCAGGGGACCAGCCAUGCCCAGACAGGGUGCUCUCAGCUGGGCAGGCUAGCGGAGCUCACUCCCCUGUCUCUGGCCUGAGCCUUAGCUUCUCUGGAGGAGCAGUGGGUGACCAGCGGCAGAGACCACUACUGGACUUCAGCCAUCUGACCUCAGCGCCAACCGAGACGGACAGAACUAAACCCAGCCUGCCUUUGGACCUGGGGGCCGCCGAUCGCCCCUCUGCAUUCCAGGCAUACAGGAAACUGGACCAGUCCACUGUUCCUCCAGAGGGCGGGCGGGCCGUACCACCGGGCGGCAGAGUAGGGGGGGCGAGGACGAAGACAAGCGUCUCAGGAGGAGGAGAGGAAGAGCGACUCAACAACUCGCCGUUCUGGAAUGCUCGGGCGUCGGAGUUCCAACCGCGUAUCCACGGAAACCAGGCAGGGGGGGGGCCGACCUUCAUCGUCCCUGUGGCGCUAAGCCCCUCCCCCUGGCACACCCAAGCCGCGCCCGCCUCCCACUGGUCGGCCCAGGGCCCUGUCAGACGAGCCCCUGUAAAAGCGGGCGCUACCAUCCCCGGGUCCUGGACAGGGGGUGUGUCUGCGGCUGCUGCUCCCAGAGCACCCCUCCUCUCUGGCCAACAUGGUAGACUCCGGCUGGAGGGGCGUGUCCUAGUGCUGCUACGGGGAGCUCCGGGGUCGGGCAAGUCCACCCUGGCCCGGGCUAUGCUGGAACAGAACCCAUAUGGGGUGGUGCUGAGCACGGAUGAUUAUUUCUGUCGCCAUGGGGACUAUCGCUACGAGCCCUCAGCUUUAGGGGAGGCCCACGAAUGGAACCACGCUAGAGCCAAGGGAAGCGAUGGUGGCCUCUUCCUCUCCUGUCAUUAUUGACAACACCAACAUGCAGGGCUGGGAGAUGAAACCCUACGUAGCUAUGGCUCUGAGGCAGAACUACAAGGUUUUGUUCCGGGAGCCUUAUACCUGGUGGAGGAACAAACCCAGGGAACUGGAGAGGUACCAA